This is a messenger RNA of Penicillium arizonense, 129 nucleotides long. RefSeq lists its product as uncharacterized. The transcript has 2 exons. NCBI's taxonomy places the organism in Eukaryota, Fungi, Ascomycota, Eurotiomycetes, Eurotiales, Aspergillaceae. The coding region runs from base 1 to 129 and encodes 42 amino acids. The record is from RefSeq and is a predicted model, not a curated record.
AUGACUGCAGCUGGUGUGACGGCUACUGGAACCUGUGCUCUUGUGAUGGCCACUCUGUGCCAGCACUACCUCGAUGCCCCCAAAGACCUUACUCCCACUGAGAAGUACCUCAUUGCCACCCAAUCCUGA